UAUUAUCAAAAGGUAUUGACUUUGAUUCUCGUAAACAUCCUAAAAUAGCCCCCCUUUUCUUCCCUUGAUUUUCUUCAUCCUUUUUUUCCCUAAUCCGACAACCCUCGUUUUCUUAGUUCUUCUCUUUGUUUCAAAUCAAUUCCCAAUUAAUAUCUGCAUUUCAAUUGAUUUUGUAUACGAUGGCUAGAUUAACAUAAGGGUAAUCGGUACCUGACUUGAUGUUGCAUGGAGCUUAAAAUCCUCGAUGGUAAGUAGUGAGGCUUGUUUUCCAUCAUAACCGAAGUUAUAACCAGAUCGUUUCCUUGUUCGACUGAUUUUACUUGAUGUAAGAUUUGUUCAAAAUGGAAGACGAGCUAAAUAUGAAUCCUAGUGGAGCACAAGGUACUUUAGUAACAAACUCAAGCACCAAAAGUUAUAAUGACAUUAUGACUCGUCGUCUAAAGAACCGAGAGCGGCAGCGUAGAUAUAGGGCUAGAAAACGACUUGAAGCGGACAUGCAGAAAUCGCAUGUCCUAAACCAACCAACUAUACCAAAUGCAGAGUUGCAAUUAAACGGGAUCCUUAACAAUGUGACGAAACGUGUUCAUUGUAAACGGGACUGGAAAAAAGAUGCCAGGAGGGCUCAUGUAUACAAGGCUCAAGAAGGUUCAAUCUCUACUGUUGAAACCCAAGCAUCAUGCUUGCCCUCUGUGGAUCCCGUAGGAAGAGAGUGUUCUUCGGAGGAUUCACCUAACCUUCAGAACUACGAAACUAGGAAACCUAAGCUCGGCCGAAGAGAUUGGAAAGCAGAUGCAAGAAAUAAGAAGAGUUGAGUUGGUUGCACUGAGCUGGUCUGUAAAAUAAAUAUAUUAUCGGUGGAUAGCAAAUGUGUGGUAAGCCGGUUUUGUUGCUGCAUUUAGGAACGUUUGUGAACUUUUGCAAGUUCUUUUUUUGUUUUCGGGUUUUAGGUGCAUUGCAUAGUAUAUAUAUGUAUAUCGAUGAUGCAGAACUACUCUGUGCAAAGUUUAAUUUGGGUUAGAAUGCUUUAGGAAAGAUUGUUGCAGACUACAAUGGCGACUCGAGUUUUAUAAUGGUGUUGAAAUAUUUGUAAUAUGUGACAUUUAACAUUUUGAUCAUUGCUAUCUCAUCCUAUAUGAUUGAUCA
Molecule: messenger RNA, 1143 nt
Organism: Gossypium raimondii (Peruvian cotton)
Lineage: Eukaryota; Viridiplantae; Streptophyta; Magnoliopsida; Malvales; Malvaceae
Exons: 2
Coding region: 342-812 (156 amino acids)
Source: RefSeq, a predicted model, not a curated record